Messenger RNA from Echinops telfairi (small Madagascar hedgehog), 4327 nucleotides. RefSeq names its product ETS variant transcription factor 3 (gene ETV3). Gene Ontology annotation, molecular function: DNA-binding transcription factor activity, RNA polymerase II-specific; sequence-specific DNA binding. Gene Ontology annotation, biological process: cell differentiation; regulation of transcription by RNA polymerase II. The transcript has 6 exons. Lineage: Eukaryota; Metazoa; Chordata; Mammalia; Afrosoricida; Tenrecidae. The record is from RefSeq and is a predicted model, not a curated record. Gene Ontology annotation, cellular component: nucleus. Bases 97 to 1590 code for a protein of 497 amino acids.
GUCACUUCCUGCUGGGGUGGAUGAGGAGGAGCCGGAGACGCCGCGGAGGAGAGCGGACCCGAGACGGACCGUGCUGGGGAGAGCAGGCGGGUGAAAAUGAAAGCAGGCUGUAGCAUCGUGGAAAAGCCAGAAGGAGGUGGAGGAUAUCAGUUUCCUGACUGGGCCUACAAAACCGAGUCGUCCCCAGGCUCCCGGCAGAUCCAGCUGUGGCACUUCAUCCUGGAGCUGCUCCAGAAGGAAGAGUUCCGCCAUGUCAUCGCCUGGCAGCAGGGAGAGUACGGGGAGUUUGUCAUCAAGGACCCAGACGAGGUGGCCCGCCUCUGGGGCCGCAGGAAGUGCAAACCACAGAUGAACUAUGACAAGCUGAGCCGGGCCCUCAGAUACUAUUACAACAAGAGGAUCCUUCAUAAAACAAAAGGGAAAAGGUUUACUUAUAAAUUUAACUUCAACAAGCUGGUGAUGCCCAACUACCCAUUCAUCAACAUUCGAUCCAGUGGUGUGGUCCCCCAGAGUGCUCCACCAGUGCCAACAGCCUCCUCCCGCUUCCAUUUCCCGCCCCUGGACUCCCAUUCACCAACUGGUGAUGUGCAGCAUGGCCGCUUCUCUACUAGCUCCCUAACGCCUUCUGCCCAAGAGUCUUUGAGUGACGGCCCUGACAGGAAGGUGGAGCUUUCGGAGCUGGAGGACGGUUCAGCCACUGACUGGCGUCGCACCGUGGAUCUCAUGUCUUCCCGGAAUGCUGUUGGCGGCGGAGGGAUUGGCCAUCAGAAGCGCAAGCCUGACAUCAUGCUUCCUCUGUUCUCUAGGCCGGGGAUGUACCCUGACCCCCACAGCCCCUUCGCUGUCUCUCCGAUCGCUGGCCGUGGAGGUGUCCUUAAUGUCCCCAUUUCACCAGCCCUCUCUCUAACGCCCACCAUCUUCUCCUAUAGCCCAUCACCAGGCCUGAGCCCCUUCACCAGCAGCAGCUGCUUCUCCUUCAACCCUGAGGAAAUGAAACACUACCUUCAUUCACAAGCCUGUUCUGUGUUCAACUACCACCUGAGUCCCCGGACUUUCCCCCGUUACCCAGGGCUCAUGGUUCCGCCCCUGCAGUGCCAAAUGCACCCUGAGGAGUCCACCCAGUUUUCCAUCAAGCUGCAGCCUCCACCAGUUGGGCGGAAGAACCGGGAGAGGGUCGAAAGCAGUGAGGAGCCUGCACCUGUCAGUGCUCCCACCUCAAUCCCCAUCCCCCCAAGAAUUAAGAUGGAACCUGCUUCCGAGAAGGAUCCAGAAAGUCUCCGGCAGUCUGCCCGAGAGGAGAGUCGCACUCAGGAGGAGGGCGCUGUGCUGGGCAGGACCAUGGACGAGGAGAAGGGUGCCAUCUUUGCCCGCCCGACUGCACCGCCCGCCUGGCCCUCUGUGCCUGUUAGCACCCCAAGUGAAGAACCCCUAGGAGUGACUGAAGACAGUGAGGACAGGCCUGGCAAAGAGCCCAGCGCACCUGAGAAGAGAGAAGACGCCCUGAUGCCCCCCAAGCUCCGCCUGAAGCGGCGCUGGAACGAUGGCCCAGAAGCCCGAGAGCUGAGAAGCAUGAAACUUAAUGCCAAUUAGAGUGGGACUGAGAAGGCACAGGAGCUGUCCGUCUCUGAGCCGCUGCGUUUCAUGGACUGUCACCUAUCACAGAAGCCAUGAGGAGUUGUAAACUCUUGUUCAGGGAAGAAAGAAGAGGGCAGGAGGAAAGUAGCCCAAUGCCUUUAAAAACAAAACAAAAGACCUGCAACUUUCCCUUUUCCAAAGUCCGAGUGUGAGCAAGCUCAUUGGGAGGCACGGCAGUGUUGUUGGAAAUACCUUUCCAUUACGUCUGCUUCUCGUCAUUUUCUUAAGUCGAGCCUUAACUAUGAACAUUGUUUAUGUGAUACGGGUCUGUCGGCAUCAACCUGUAAGAAGGGCACAGACAACUUUUCAGAUAACUGAGGAAUGUCGAGGCAUGGUUAACUGUCUAGCUGGUAGAUAGUCGUUCCCUCUUGAUGUUACUGGGCUGGGUAGCAGGCUGGAUUAUGGGGUUUGCUGGGCAGGUGAUUGAUAACAAUACACAGGCGUUGGGUGCAAAGAGAGUUCUUGGAUCUGAAGGAAGAGAUGGAUAGAAGCCAUGGGAGACAGCCAGAUGUGGACUGGAAGAGUGGAUCUCUGUGUUGUGUUGCUGUUCUUGGCAUACCCAUAACUCUAGGUGGUUUGUAUUCUCAUGAUCAGUUGACUGUUCUACAUGAAAGUCCAGAGUACACAUUGAGGCCUUGUUUCUUCACAGGGAAUUUCCUUCCCACAACUUCAAAGGGACGGGAAAGUACUGAUCCCACAUGAAGCAAAAGAGGCCUGGGCUGGAGGCAAAGGAAAGGAAGAAGCAGCCUGUCUGUGUAGACUACGGCUCAGAUUAGCCUGACAGCCGCACGAGGGAAAGUGACCCUUCAGUCCGGUUCAGGGCCGGGGUCAAGGAAUUAGAGACAUUCCUGGCUCUGCCUUAGCCUCGGUGAACUCUGUAUGCAAAGAUGUAUUGGAAAGUUGUCUUUCAACGGUAGGGUACAUUGUUUUCUUUUUUAACUGUACUGCUACAUGUGAGAGGAGCAAAGGAAAGGUUAGAGCAGGUAAAUCAUUAGAUGGCCUGGGAUGGUGUAAACCCAUCAUGCCAUUACUUGGAAGUGGCCUCCCCCUUGUUGGAGUCAAAUCCCAGGAGUGUGACUUGCCUUUCCUCAGAAAAGUAACUCAGCCUUUCAGGCUGCCUUUGGUGGCUGUGGUUUUUUGCCAUUUGCGCUCUGCACCGUGACUUACCUCUGAAUCAGAAAGCAAGCCCAGGCAGGUGGAGGAGGGAUCUCUGCUUUGGCAUUGCCCGAUUUAACCAGGGAGGCUCCGCUGGCCACCCUCUGUCCCCUAGAGCGGGGAGGGCCAGCAGGUGUAUGAACUCAGGAAUAGAAAACAUGAGGCCUUUAAUAUAAGAGAGGAAGAAAACUUCACAAUGCAUACGUGUAACCCCUAGAACCCAAGUGCCAGAAUUAAUUCCUAGAUGCUGCUUCUGUUUGAACAAAAAGUCAUCCUUUUACACUUGAAGAGAAAUACAUACACUCAAAAUGUUCAGUUCCAUGGAAAGUGUGUUUUUUAAGAACUUGAUCUGGUGUUUGUUUCCUUUGAUUGCCAUUCAACUAAUAAAUCGUUGGUUGGUCUGCACUGCACGCUGGGGUGGGAGGAGGUCCUCACACGGAGCCCAGCUUGUGCUUGCUCAGAAAGUGGAUGGGGAAUAUGGUGGCCGUGCUGUGUCCUGAUGAGAGAAGUGGAAGGUAGUGUCUCAUCCCCAUCCUCCUGGCAGCGCCUGUCACCAGCCGGGCACAAAGCCAGACCUUUCUCUUGUCGUGCAUCUUAUCACUGCCCAAUCGCAGGUGGGAAGGGGCAGGGGGCCACGGUCCUAUUAACUCUUCCCCUGCCCCCCCACCCUUUCCCCUAAACUUUGCUGUGCCAAAUAUUAAAAACCUUGCAACUAAAAAUCUAUUUAAAUUUUAGCAGUUAAAAACAUGUAAACAGUGCUGUUUUUGCUCUGAGAGGGGAAAAUGGAGGCGUCCAGCCUUGCUGAGCUCACUCCCCUUUAAAAAAAGUUGAUUUAGCCAAUUCAGGUUCCAGUUUUGAAGCUGCAUUGCAUUAAACCCAGCUCCCUAAUAACUAACAAUUGCUGCACCCGAGUCCUCUGCGGGCCAGAAACCUUCAGAAGCAUUAAAAGAAGUUGAAGCUUGUCACUUCUCACCAAGUAUAGGGAGCCACUUGGCUGUGUGUCCCUUGCUUUUUAUUUAUUCCAUGAUUAUGUUUGUGCUUUACGUUUUGAAAACAGUAAUAGAACAUACAUUUUUAUUCUUAAAAGAGAAAACUUUGAUCCAGUCUUUUCCAGAACUGUUGCAUUUUUUUUUCCUUUCAGUUUACUUGCGGGCAGGGGGUGGAAGGUGAGUUACCACUUCAUUUGUUCUGAAAUACUUAGGCAUUCUUAGUUAAAACAUUGUGAUGCAGGGAUUUGUGACCCAUCCACAUGUGAAAGAUGACUUCAUUAUCCGCCUAAGCAGAAUAAAGUGUGUAUGUGUACAUAAAAUGUAAGUAAGCUUCAUUGUGCAGUGCCUUUUAGAUGUUCUACUUUCUAUAAAGUCUUCAAUUUUUGCAUAUAUAUAUUAUAUAUAUGAUGUAAUGUUAUAGAAAUAUAUGUAUAAUAUACAUAUUUUUCCAGGGGUAUCUGAUAGCUUGUAUUUUGUUAUGGAAGUUGAAAGAAAAAAAAAGUAUUUUACCUCAGAAAUUAAAGUUAAAUAAAAAAAAUUUUAAGUAA